AUGGAGAAUUUAAUUCAGAGAAAAUUCUUUAUGUUUCUAUUAUUCCUUUGGUUUUAUUCAGUCAAUGCCUCUGUGAGCUACGAUAACAAAGCCAUUCUUGUUAAUGGACAGAGAAAACUUUUAUUUUCUGGAUCCAUUCAUUAUCCAAGAAGUACACCUGAGAUGUGGCCAGAUCUUAUUCAAAAAGCUAAAGAUGGAGGGAUAGAUGUUAUACAGUCUUAUGUAUUUUGGAAUGGACACGAACCUUCUCCUGGCAAGUAUUAUUUUGAAGAUAGGUAUGAUUUGGUUAAGUUCAUCAAGCUGGUGCAACAAGCUGGCCUUUAUUUUCAUCUUCGUAUUGGUCCCUACGCAUGUGCUGAAUGGAACUUAGGAGGAUUUCCAGUUUGGCUUAAGUAUGUUCCAGGAAUGGAAUUCAGAACAGAUAAUGAGCCUUUCAAGGCAGCAAUGUAUAAAUUUACAACUAAGAUUGUUGACAUGAUGAAGGCAGAGAAAUUGUUUCAAACUCAGGGAGGUCCAAUCAUUCUUUCUCAGAUUGAAAAUGAGUAUGGGCCAGUGGAAUGGGAAAUUGGUGCUCCUGGACAAGCUUACACCAAAUGGUUUUCUCAAAUGGCUGUUGGUUUAAAUACCGGCGUCCCGUGGAUUAUGUGCAAGCAAGAAGAUGCUCCUGAUCCUAUCAUUGAUACUUGCAAUGGUUACUAUUGUGAAAACUUCAAGCCCAACAAGAACUAUAAACCCAAAAUGUGGACUGAGAAUUGGAGUAGCUGGUACACAGAGUUUGGCGGUGGAGUUCCACGUAGAUCGGCAGAAGACAUGGCAUUCUCUGUUGUAAGAUUUGUACAAAAUGGUGGCACAUUUGUUGACUACUAUAUGUAUCAUGGAGGAACUAACUUUGAUCGAACAUCUGGCGGGCCUUUCAUUGCCACAAGCUAUGACUUUGAUGCUCCCAUUGAUGAAUUUGGACUUUUGAACGAACCAAAAUGGGGACAUUUGAAAUUUUUGCACAAAGUAAUUAAGCAAUGUGAACCAGUUUUACUGUCGGCGGAUUCCACAGUUUAUUGGCCUGGAAAAAACUUGGAGGUACAUGUUUUCAAACCAAAAACUGGCGAUUGUGUCGCUUUCCUUGGGAAUUACGACACCAAAUCUUCUGCAACAAUAAAAUUUGGAAAUGGACAAUAUGACAUACCACCUUGGUCUAUUACCAUUCUUCCUGACUGCAAAACUGCAGUUUUCAAUACUGCCAAGGUUGGUAUUCAAUCCCCAAUGAAGAUGAUUGCUACAAAUACUCCAUUUACUUGGCAAUCAUAUAAUGAAGAACCAUCAUAUUCCACUGUUAAUGAUUCUUUCACAGCAUAUACAUUAUGGGAGCAGGUUAAUGUCACACGAGAUUCCACAGAUUAUUUGUGGUAUAUGACAGAUGUGAACAUUGAUCAGAAUGAAGGUUUUAUAAAGAAUGGAAAAUAUCCUCUUCUUACAAUAAAUUCAGCAGGCCAUGUUAUGCAUGUUUUUAUUAACGGUCAACUUUCAGGUACUGUGUAUGGAUCAUUGAAGUAUCCUAAAUUGACAUUUAGUAAAAAUGUUAAGCUAAAUGUUGGAAAUAAUAAGAUAUCUUUGCUUAGUAUUACUGUCGGUCUCCCAAAUGUCGGCGUGCACUUUGAAACAUGGAAUGCUGGGGUGUUAGGCCCGGUCACACUCGGGGGUCUAAACGAAGGGACUAGAGACCUGUCUCGACAGAAAUGGUCUUACAAGGUUGGUCUCAAGGGUGAAGCCUUACAACUUUACACUGAAAGUGGAAGUAAAUCAGUAAGUUGGGUAGAAGGAUCAUCAUUAGGUAAAGGACAACCUUUGACAUGGUACAAGACAACUUUUAGCACGCCAAAAGGAAAUGAUCCAUUAGCUCUAGAUAUGAGUACUAUGGGAAAGGGUCAAGUAUGGAUAAACGGUCGGAACAUCGGACGUCAUUGGCCCGGAUAUAAAGCGCGUGAGGAAUGUGGCGAUUGUUAUUAUGCCGGAACUUAUACAGAAACAAAAUGUCGGACGAAUUGUGGACAACCCUCCCAAAAAUGGUACCAUGUUCCCAGGUCAUGGUUGAGGUCAAGUGAGAACUAUUUGGUUGUGUUUGAAGAAUGGGGAGGUGACCCUACUGGAAUAUCUUUGGUGAAAAGAACAACCUAA
Molecule: messenger RNA, 2172 nt
Organism: Lathyrus sativus (Indian pea)
Lineage: Eukaryota; Viridiplantae; Streptophyta; Magnoliopsida; Fabales; Fabaceae
Source: the annotation of a GenBank genome assembly